GAGGUUGCUAGGAGGCCUUGGGCGCCUCGACUGACAUGUCUGAAGUCCCAGAAGAUUAUAAUUCUGACCUCGAUGAGAAUCUGAGUCUGCAGCCUAAAAGAACUAAAUCUGGUAAACUACAUAAUGCUAAAGCAGACACCAUGUCUGAGGUAAGCUCUAAGCUGUCCCCAAAUACUGACCGAGACCCAGGAAAUGUAGGAAAUGUGCCACUAGAGCCAACCAGGACAGGCAAGGAGGAUUUGGUGCCCGUAGGUAAAAAGCAUGAGGUGCCAGACCUACAACGACCGGACGUUUCAGUAGGUGUGUUCAAAGGACCAGCUACAAGAACAGGUGCACAGCUACCAACAAAAAUAGAUCCAGAGCAGAAGACACCAGAUAUUCGAAGUGAAAAACUAAGAAAAUCAGUUGAAGAGGAAGCUCUACCUCCAUUCAAGAUGACCACAUCGGAAAAGAAACAAAAAGAGUCAGUUAAAGAAAAAAGUACAGAGCCAUCUGAGGUAACUAAACCUAAGUUCCCAGACCGGAAGCUAAGGAAGUCUACUGAGGAAGCAGAUGUCAAACCUCCAGAGGAGCGUCAUGUCAGGUCCACAGAGCAGCCAGGCACAGAGCAACCUGAGCAGACUAAGUUCCCAGACAAGAAACUAAGACAGUCAACUAAAAAGAAAGUCUCAGAGCCACUGGAGGAUUCUGAAGAAGAAUCAAGAAGACCAAUUGAUGAAGCAAGUCUAGAACUAUCACAAAAGAAACCAUCAAAGGCUUCAAAGAAAGCACAAAAAAGCUCUUUUGAUGAAAAUUUCCCAGAGAUGCUAGAACAGAUUGCUCUAGGACUACUAGAUGACCAAGAGGAGACACAAGAAGAGGCCAUUAAGGAGAAAGUUCCAGAACCAUUAGGGGACAGGAAACCAUCAGCUCAAAAGCACAAGCUGAGAAAAUCAAGUGGAGGGUCUAAAUUAAAGGACACAUUAAUAGAGCCAAGUAAGAAGGACCCCGUGCUACAAACACAUACGGAACCAGAAUUUCCAAAGGAGAAACUAAUAAAUACAACUGAGAAAAUGGGCGACAAGCCACAGCAGAUAACUAAUCCAGACAUUCAAGAGAAGUCACGGCCAGAACCAACCGAGAAAAAUCUAGAGUUACCAAAUAAACCCAAGCCAGGAGAGACGAAGAGAGAACUUCCCAAGGAAGACAAGCCAGAAUCAAGCAAACCCAAGUAUCCUGCGGGCAAAGAGGAGCUAGCAUUACCUGCCAAGAUUAAAACUGAGUUUAUAGUAGGAUCUCCGAGAGAAAGUGUAGAAUCCUUCAGUACAUUGUACGAAACCCAGGAGUUCCUCAAAGACCUUCAGACUGAUAUGAACGAAUUGUUUCCAAUCACUGCUAUUUCAGAGUCUCAGACAGAACUGAGGGAGUCUACAGUUUUACCCCAAGAGGUGGAGCUACUAGGACGUAAAGAAUCCGAGCCAAGUCUUACCCCAGAGUUUGAGCAUCUUACCUGGAGCCCAGAAAGGGUUGCAGAGUGGAUUAGUGAUCUAGGCUUCCCUCAAUACAAGGAGUGUUUUACUGAAAACUUCAUCAAUGGCCAAAAACUUAUCCAUGUAAACUGCUCCAACCUUCCUCAGAUGGGAAUAACUGAUUUUGAAGACAUGAAGGCAAUAUCGUACCACACCCGAGUGCUGCUGGGGAUCGAAGAGCCACUGUUCAGCCGCAGCAUCAGUCUUCCCUACAGGGACAACAAGGGCUUGUUCUUUGAGCAGAAAGGGCACAGUGGAGUAAAGUCUGAUUCCUUGACCUUGGCAAAAUUUGUUGAAGCAGCAGGAUUACAGGAGUAUAAUCCAGAGAUAAAAGCUGAGGACAAGAAAGAAGACCCAGUGAUAGAAAGCGGCUCGGAAGAAACUGAGGCAAUAUAUCAGAUUUUCACAACAUGA
Messenger RNA from Mus pahari (shrew mouse), 1922 nucleotides. RefSeq names its product sterile alpha motif domain containing 15 (gene Samd15). The transcript has 3 exons. The coding region runs from base 36 to 1922 and encodes 628 amino acids. Gene Ontology annotation, molecular function: protein binding. Lineage: Eukaryota; Metazoa; Chordata; Mammalia; Rodentia; Muridae. The record is from RefSeq and is a predicted model, not a curated record.